AUGCCCAGCGCCGGGCAUGUCGAUUCUCCCCACUCGCCCCCAAGAACGACACCAAGCCGCCUGGUUCAGAUCUCCGCAGAAGACAGAAAAUCAGCCCGGACCAGUCCCCCGGCCCCGGCAGGGUCUCGAGCGCAGCUAGAGACCCCCACUGCGGACCCAGCCCCAGCUGGGCCGCCUCCGCCCCCAGCCGCAGCACCCCGCCCUCCAGCGUGGCCACGCCGUCCCCGCCCUGACCCGGCUGCCGCUUCCGCCGCUUCUUCCUUCUACACGUGCUGUUCUGGGGCACAUGCAACAGGCCACGCCGGGACCAUGGCUAGGAAUGGGACAAAUGCAGAUGUGGCCAUGGAAGAAGGGCCCAGUCCUUGUAAGCGAGUGAAAGUGGAAACAGUUGAUCCUGCUUCACCUUUGAACUUUGACAGCCCUGAUGCUCUCUUUGAGAGCUUGAUCUCGCCCAUCAAGACAGAGACUUUUUUCAAGGAAUACUGGGAGCAAAAGCCCCUUCUAAUUCAGAGAGAUGAUCCUUCACUGGCUGCUUACUUUCAAUCCCUUUUCCAGUUAACAGAUUUGAAGAAUCUGUGCAGACUGGGGAUGUACUAUGGAAGAGAUAUAAAUGUGUGCCGAUGUGUGAAUGGGCAGAAGAAGGUGUUAAAUAAGGGCAGCAAAGUACACUACCUCCAACUGAGAAAAGAUUUUGAUCAGAAAAGGGCAACCAUCCAGUUCCACCAGCCUCAGAGAUUUAAGGAUGAGCUGUGGAAAAUCCAGGAGAAGCUAGAAUGUUUUUUUGGAUCUCUGGUUGGAUCUAAUGUGUAUAUAACGCCCUCAGAGUCCCAGGGCUUGCCCCCUCAUUAUGAUGAUAUUGAGGUGUUUAUUUUGCAACUGGAAGGAAAGAAACACUGGCGCCUAUACCAACCCACUGUGCCCCUUGCUCGAGACUACAAUGUGGAGUCAGAGGACAGGAUUGGAGCACCAACACAUGAGUUCACAUUAAAGCCAGGGGAUUUGUUAUAUUUCCCCCGAGGGACCAUCCAUCAAGCUGACACUCCUCCUGGACUAGCCCAUUCUACACAUGUGACCAUCAGCACCUACCAGAACAAUUCAUGGGGAGACUUUCUUCUAGAUGUGAUUCCUGGGCUUCUCUUUGAUACUGCAAACAAAGAAGUAAAAUUUCGGACUGGCAUACCACGGCAACUACUUAUGCAGGUGGACGACAUAAGCGUUGCAACAAAAAGAUUAAGUGGCUUCCUGAGGACUCUUGCAGAUCGGUUGGAGGGUACCAGAGACCUGAGAUCAUCUGAAAUGAAGAAGGAUUUCAUUAGGAGCAGAUUGCCACCAUAUUAUUUGGGAGAUGGUUCCAAUUUUUCCACCCCAGGUGGAAAGUUCCCAAAAUUAAAUAGCAGAGUAAGACUGCAAUUUAAAGACUACAUCGUUAUGACAGUGGAGGCAGACAAGUAUGCAUCUGAUGAGGCUCAAGAACAAAUGGUUUACAUCUAUCAUUCUUUGAGGAAUAAGCGGGAGACACACAUGAUGUUUGCAAAUGACAAUGAAAUGGCAAAGGCUCUUGGACUUCGCUUUCCUUUAUCUCAUAUGGAUGCCCUGAAGCAACUUUGGAGUUCUGAAAUUAUUUCUGUUAAGGAACUGAAACUUAAUACAGAUGCAGAGAAGGAAAACCUGGUGUUAGCACUCUGGACUGAAUGCCUAAUGGAAGUAAUCUAGUGCCUUUGUCAAGUCAGCACUUCCUAUAAAAGGGUAAAACAGUUUUUCCACUUACUUAAUAAAGAAUCAUUUGCUAUCUUUGCUUAGGCCACAGGGAAAA
Molecule: messenger RNA, 1813 nt
Organism: Vombatus ursinus (common wombat)
Lineage: Eukaryota; Metazoa; Chordata; Mammalia; Diprotodontia; Vombatidae
Gene: RIOX2
Product: ribosomal oxygenase 2
Cellular component (GO): nucleolus
Molecular function (GO): histone H3K36 demethylase activity; histone H3K4 demethylase activity
Source: RefSeq, a predicted model, not a curated record